UUUCUCACUGUAAUUAUAAACUGCUUCGCGGCCCGGAUAAAAGUGCCCAGUGGGCCAAAUUUGGUCCGUGGGCCCUAGUUUGCCCACGUCUGAUCUAUCUAUCAUAGCUAUAAUUAAUGUGCACAGUUCGAAUAGGUUUUCAGGUACUUAUUUGUUUUCUUUUUCAGAAUAAGUGGCUUAAAGCAAGAAAUACUAAAUAUGGAUAUAAGAACUGAAAUAAACAUAUCUGAAGAUAAAAUCCUGAGCUCCCAGUUCAAGUCUACAAACUGCUGUACACCUGCCACUGUCCGUGUUGAGGACGACUUACUAGAUCGUUUGGAAGAUAGUACAAAACUAGUGGGUGUUCAAGUGAUCUUGAUUUUGGCUUACAGCACCAUCAUCGUCUUUGGUGUGACUGGGAACUCCUUGGUUAUAUAUGUGGUGUACAACUUUAAAAACUUACACACUGUUACUAAUUAUUUCAUCACCAACUUGGCUGUGGCCGACUUGUUGGUCAACACACUGUGUUUACCUUUUACUUUGAUGUACACACUGUAUGGAGAGUGGAAAUUUGGACAGGUAAUGUGCUACCUGCUGCCAUUUGCACAAGGCUUAGCUGUGCAUGUUUCGACCAUAACACUCAAUGUUAUAGCGCUGGACAGGUAUCGUAGCAUCGUCCAUCACAUGGAAACCAAGAUGUCCAAAGACAUGUGCGUAGUCGUCAUUGUGGUCACAUGGGUUGUCAGCGCAAUCCUUGCCAGCCCUCUAGCGAUUUUUCGUGAAUAUGUAACCUUUAACCUAACGCCUGAGCAGUCGAUUCAGGGUUGUGCCGAAAAGUGGCCUGGAAGCAGUGCGAAUGGAACAAUUUACAGCAUUGCAAUGUUUUUUCUGCAGUACGGCCUUCCAUUAUGUAUCAUUUCAUUUGCGUACACUCGGAUCUGGAACAAGCUUCGAAAUCACAUUAGCCCUGGCGGUGGCCGUAGCGACCGACAUCAGCGGCGACAGAAAACAACAAAAAUGCUGGUCGCUGUGGUUGUGGUCUUUACUGUCAGCUGGUUGCCCUUUCAUGCCUUUCAGCUGGCUGUGGAUAUUGAUAGCAGUCUAUUAGAAAUGAGAGACUUCAAAUUGCUCUAUACAGCUUUCCAUAUUGUUGCAAUGUGCUCCACCUUUGCCAACCCUAUUCUCUAUGGCUGGAUGAACAGGAACUAUAGAGGAUCAUUUGUGGCUGUGUUCAAGUGUGCCAGGUUAAAUAAUAGGAUGAGAAGGGUUUGUAGCAGAGAUGCAGUGAGGAAAAAAUGUAGGGCAAGAGAUAAGCAAAAUUCAAUCAGUGUUACCUUUAAGCAGGUAAACACACUGUAAUGACCAUUUGCUUUUAGAAACGCCACAAAUAAUUAACAUAAGGAUAAAGAUGUAAUUUAUUUAAUAAGGGAAAUGAAAAUGUUUGCAAAAUCUGCAAUGUUAUUUUUAUUUUUAAAGAAAAAGUAAAAAAUUAUAGUUUGUUUUUAUUUAGUCCUGAAAAAUAUUUCACAGAUUGACACAGAUGUUGUCCAAACGUUUACAUACACCUGGCUCUUAAUGCAUCAUGUUUGACUUUUUGAGCAUCAGUGAAUGCUUGUAGCUUUACAAGUCUCAUGUAUCAAUCUUCAAUCUGAAAAGAUGAAUCUUAACAACGCAUAACCAAAGCUGGAAACAAAUAUUGUUGGAAACAUGCAAAAUAUGCUUGAAAAGCAAAGAAUGUGCUGGACCUUAUAAAGGCUAAUCUGCGGUUUGAUGGCUCAGGACAAACAAGGGACUCAUAAGGCCAAUUCACAAUGAUCCAACAAACCCCAACAUACGCUGAAUGUUGGGGUUUGCUGGAGUUGGUUUUUGUUGGACCAGUGUGAAGUCGCCUUAAACAACUAUCACAAAACAUAAAAACAAACAUUGACCAUCCAAGCAACAUUGUGCAGUAUUAAGAAUCAAGGGUAUGUAAAUUUAAGAACUGGGUUAUUCUUUUAAACGUACACACACCUAAAGGAUUAUUAGGAACACCUGUUCAAUUUCUCAAUAAUGCAAUUAUCUAAUCAACCAAUCACAAGGUAGUUGCUUGAAUGCAUUAAGGGGUGUGGUCCUGGUCAAGACAAUCUCCUGAACUCCAAACUAAAUGUCAGAAUGGGAAAGAAAGGUGAUUUAAGCAAUUUUGAGCAUGGCAUGGUUGUUGGUUCCAGACGGGCCGCUCUGAAUAUUUCACAAUCUGCUUAGUUACUGGGAUUUUCCCGCACCACCAUUUCUAGGGUUUACAAAGAAUGGCGUGAAAAGGAAAAACAUCCAGUAUGCGGCAGUCCUGUGGGUGAAAAUGCCUUUUUGAUGCUAGAGGUCAGAGGAGAAUGGGCCGACUGAUUCAAGCUGAUAGAAGAGCAACUUUGACUGAAAUAACCAUUCGUUACUACCGAGGUAUGCAGCAAAGCAUUUGUGAAGCCACAACACGCACAACCUUGAGGCGGAUGGGCUACAACAGCAAAAGACCACACCGGGUACCACUCAUCUCCACUACAAAUAGGAAAAAGAGGCUACAAUUGGCAUGAGCUCACAAAAAUGGGAUAGUUGAAGACUGAAAAAAUGUUGCCUAGUCUGAUGACUCUCGAUUUCUGAAUGAGAACAUGGAUCCAUCAUGCCUUGUUACCACUGUGCAGGCUGGUGGUGGUGGUUUAAUGGUGUGGGGGAUGUGUUCUUGGCACACUUUAGGCCCCUUAGUGCCAAUUGGGCAUCGUUUAAAUGCCACGGCCUACUUGAGCAUUGUUUCUGACCAUGUCCAUCCCUUUAUGACCACCAUGUACCCAUCCUCUGAUAGCUACUUACAGCAGGAUAAUGCACCAUGUCAUAAAGCUUGAAUCAUUUCACAUUGUUUUCUUGAACAUGACAAUAAGUUCACGGUACUAAAAUGGCCCCCACAGUCAUCAGAUCUCAACCCAAUAGAGCAUCUUUGGGAUGUGGUGAAACGGGAGCUUCGUGCCCUGGAUGUGCAUCCCACAAAUCUCCAUCAACUACAAGAAGCUAUCCUAUCAAUAUGGGCUAACAUUUCUAAAGAAUGCUUUUGGCACCUUGUUGAAUGUUGAAUUAAGGCAGUUCUGAAGGCGAAAGGGGGUCAAACACAGAAUUAGUAUGGUGUUCCUAAUAAUCCUUUAGGUGAGUGUACGGUAUAUACAGUAUAUAUAAAAUUAAAUCUCGAUACUGUAUGUUGGGUAAAACUUAAAUAAACUUAAAAAACCAAAAUAUUUUCCAAAAAUUACAUUAAAAAGAUUUUGUCAUCCUUCACUCAUUCCCAUGUUGCUUCAGCUUUUCUCUCAAAAAAAUAAAGAGAUAAUACAUAUGCAAACCAAAGGCU
Messenger RNA from Misgurnus anguillicaudatus (oriental weatherfish), 3343 nucleotides. The record is from RefSeq and is a predicted model, not a curated record. NCBI's taxonomy places the organism in Eukaryota, Metazoa, Chordata, Actinopteri, Cypriniformes, Cobitidae.